Messenger RNA from Teleopsis dalmanni, 749 nucleotides. RefSeq lists its product as uncharacterized. Lineage: Eukaryota; Metazoa; Arthropoda; Insecta; Diptera; Diopsidae. The transcript has 4 exons. The record is from RefSeq and is a predicted model, not a curated record. The coding region runs from base 80 to 538 and encodes 152 amino acids.
UUACAUAUUAUAGUGUACAUAUUAUAAAAUUAAUCCGUUUAUUAAUAUAUAUUUUCGAUAAUUGUUUUUUAUCUACAAAAUGUCUCAUGAAAUUUGGAAAAAACAAGGACAUCAGCGAAAAAAUUGGGAUGAGAAAACAAUUUUUCAAAAAUAUUGGUAUUAUUUGCAACCGCUUGGAAAGUUUUUCAUAAAUACUAUAAUGCAACCUUUGCCUUUUGCAUCCAUAUUUAAGGUUUAUUCUGGAAUAAUAAUACUAUUUCUUAUACUAGUGCCAAUCUUACAUUUUGUUGUGGCGUGUCUAAUAACUUAUGGAGUUUUUCAAUAUUUUGUGGAAAGCACAUUUGAAACAAAAUUUCCUAGAUCUUGGAAUUUAUUAGAUCUUGUUAAAUAUAUAUAUAAUUUUGAAGUAAAAAACCCACAUCAACAGUACUUCGUGAAUUUGUAUUUCGCACGCUGGCGAGUUAUGAUAACUGCUAUAACAUCCUCAUUGGAUUAUCUGCGUCUAACAUUUUGUUUACUCAAUGAAUUAUUUGAAUGAUCAAAAUUUAAAGUACCUCCUUACAAAUCAACACUGUGCAUUUUAUUGGAUUUUCAUUUAUUUCAAUAAAGAUCUUAUUUAUUUAGACGUAUAAAUAUAAAAAUGUUUGUAUAUCUGUUCAAAUAUUACAAUCAGUUAAAUCAAUGAAUAUAAUUACAGUGUUACACAGAAAUAAUUAUGAUAUAGAAGUUAAAUACAUUAUUUUCUUUUC